ACGGCAUAUGAAGGUUUAGUGUUCCAGAAUGAUGGCACCUACAUUCCCCCUUGGGGUUGUCAACCAAUGCAUUCAAGAUUCUGAGAAGACGGUUGCUCCGACGCUAGCCGAUCAGAUCAGAUCACCCGCUGACAAAUGCGAUGAGAUGGGGAUCGAAAAGUUGCUGGGGCACAAGAGCUGCUGUAAAAUAGAGAACGAAGAACAAUGUCACUCUGAAGAACAAGGGCUUGCUGAAGACACGCCGAUGAUACCCGUUGACAACAUAUACCGAUGAUCGUAUCGAUAUUCCGAUGAGUUUGUGUACCUCGCAGGAAAGCCGGCAUCACAUCAUGUUAUAAUCAUCCCCUGUGCUUGUCUCCGAGAAGGGUUAUGACGAUCAGUCGCAUUUGGUAGUGACUAGGCCUUCUCUGUGCAGGGCCUCGUAUUACGAAUUUUUAGAUUAUAGAGAGCAUUUCUAAUAAACACGUCACAUCGGC
Molecule: messenger RNA, 476 nt
Organism: Somion occarium
Lineage: Eukaryota; Fungi; Basidiomycota; Agaricomycetes; Polyporales; Cerrenaceae
Source: the annotation of a GenBank genome assembly